CUAGUGAGAGUCAGCGCGGGUAUAAGAGCGCAAAACACAAUCAGUGUUCAAAUAGUUAUUUAUUUAUAAUGAAUUAGAAGUAUCAAACGUUUCCUCUUUUUGGAGCCCUCUUCAGCGAAAUUACAAAUAGAAAAAAAUUAUUUUAAUCGUCAUCUUCAACGCAAUUACAAGUGGAAGCUAUUCUAAUCGUCAUUUAAUUGUUGUUUCGGAUCAAUCUUACUUAUAUUGCAUUCAAUGUUUUGAAUAAGUUUCAUCGUCACUUUAUCAAUCCGCUGCAUCGGGAAAAAAAAAUUUUCGCCGAGUUGCAACAAACAUUGUACAUCAUGGGGAAUGGCAUUAGAAGUCAAGUUGACAAACCAUUUGUUUUUUACUGUAUUAAGUGAAGAUUUGAAAAAGUUAACAUCAAAAGAAUUGGCUUCUAUUUCUAUUUUAACAACUUAUUUAUCCGGAAAGAAAUUCAUAAUAGUAACGUCACGAGCAGCCUUAGAAUGUUAUCAUCCUUAUUAUUGAUUACUUUAAUAUUGUUUACAUAUUCAUCUUACACACACUGAAUAUUUACGUUAUGCCUACACUUGUUUCCUCAUCAGAUUAUAAUAAUUUGACUUAAUAUUUGUAUAUAUAUUUUCAGCUGUUCUCAUCGCCGACAUACCGACACUGCUUACGAACGGAGAGUAGUAUGACACAGAUUUAGAGUGAAAGAAGAUUAAUACAAGUUUUCUACAGUCAAGAUGUUUGCUCAGUUUGAAAGUGUCAACGGUCCUAUAACGCGGGAAUCCGCGAUCGAAAAUGAAGUACCGCUACCAUAUGUCGAUAAUGAUAUUGUCAUUACGGGAAUAUCAGGUCGUCUGCCUGAAUCAGCUAAUAUCGACGAAUUCAAAAAAAAUUUAAUGAGCGAAAUAGAUAUGGUGACGGAUGACGAGCGCCGUUGGCCAAGGGGCCUACAUGGGCUACCAGCCAGAUUUGCAAAAAUCAAGGACCUCAGCAGCUUUGAUGCAGCUUUUUUUGGAAUACAUCCCAAGCAGGCACAUGUAAUGGAUCCGCAGCUUCGUCUAUUGUUAGAAGCCACGUAUGAAGCGAUAAUUGACGCUGGCAUCAAUCCUACGACCGUGAGAGGAUCGCGUACCGGCGUUUUUGUUGGUAUUUCUUCCUCGGAAUCGGAUGAAUUCUGGAUGCGAGAUGCAGAGACCAUAAAUGGAUACAAUCUACUUGGCAGUUCCAGAUCUAUGUUUGCCAACAGAGUCUCAUAUUCAUUUGAUUUUACCGGACCAAGUUACUCGUUAGAUACCGCUUGUUCUUCAUCAUUAUACGCUACACAUAAUGCUGUAAAUGCAAUACGAGCUGGCGAAUGCGAUGCUGCAAUCGUGGGUGGACUGAAUCUCGUGCUAAAACCCAACUAUGCUUUACAAGCAUUAAAAUUAAACAUGCUGUCUCAGGAUGGCAAAUGCAAAACGUUCGACGUUUCAGCUAACGGUUACGUGAAAGCAGAGGCUGUUGUAGCGAUAUAUUUGCAGAAAGCAAAAGAUGCACGUCGAGUGUACGCAACGGUGAUUCGAACGAAAACAAAUACCGACGGCUACAAAUCCCAGGGUAUUACGUAUCCCAAUGAUGAAAUGCAGAAUCAAUUGUUGCGUGACAUCUAUACCGAGGCAGGAAUUAAUCCCGCGGACGUGAGUUACGUGGAGGCUCACGGUACCGGUACAAAAGUAGGAGACAAAGUGGAGGUAACUGCUAUCGAGAAACUGUUUUGCAAAGACCGGAAGACUCCUUUGCUAAUUGGCUCAGUCAAAUCCAAUAUGGGUCACUCUGAACCGGCCAGUGGAUUAUGCUCUAUCGCCAAAGUACUAAUCGCGAUGGAAGCAGGCGUGAUACCCGGCAAUUUGCAUUUUAAUACUCCGAAUCCAGACAUUCCAGCCUUGAAAGAGGGACGCAUUCGAGUAGUCGACAAGGCCACACCGUGGAACGGUGGUUUCAUAGGUAUUAAUUCAAUUGGCUUCGGUGGCACAAACGCGCAUAUCAUUCUCCGCAACAAUCCAAAACCAAAACCAUCACUGUUAUUGCGCAUCGCCGAAUCGUUGCCGAAAUUGGUUGCUGUAUCAGGUCGAACAAAGGAAGCGGUGCACGUCUUACUGGAUAAAGCAAAAGAGCAUCGUAAUGACGAUGAGUUUCUCUCAUUGUUAAGAAUGAUUCAUAAUACUAAUAUUUCCGGCCAUGAGAUUCGCGGCUACGAGAUACUUAACAUCGAUGGUACACGUGAAAUGACUGAAAUAACAAGCUCUCAAGAGCGACGUCCAAUUUGGUUUGUAUUUUCUGGUAUGGGCACGCAAUGGGCGGGCAUGGGCCAUCAAUUGUUUGGCAUUGAAAUUUUUCAACGUAGUUUGCGACGAUGCGCGGACGCGUUGGCACCCCAUGGCAUCGACCUCAUGAAUAUCAUCACGAACGCCACGGACGAGACGUUCGAGAAUGUACUAAAUUCUUUCGUGACUAUCACGUCUAUGCAGGUUGCUUUCGUGGAUAUUUUAACGUCGAUAGAUAUAUCGCCGGACGGUAUAAUCGGACACUCCAUUGGAGAAUUGGGUUGUGCUUAUGCUGACGGUGCGUUUACACUAGAGCAAACUGUUUUAGCGGCUUACUCUAGAGGCAAGGCGAUUAUGGAGUCCAAGUUGGAACCGGGCGUUAUGGCGGCAGUUGGUUUGAGUUGGGAGGAGAUCAAAAAAAUGUGCCCACCCGAUAUCGUUCCAGCUUGUCACAACGCCGCGGACUCGAUCACUAUUUCCGGUCCGCCUGAGUCUAUGCGAAAAUUUGCAGAAACGCUCAAGAGCAAAGAUAUCUUCGUAAAGAUGGUGAAAAGUUCCGGCUACGCCUUUCACAGCAAAUACAUCGCCUCAGCCGGGCCUAAGCUACGCGCUUCGCUCGACAAUAUCAUCCCGAAUCCAAAGCAAAGAUCAGCCAGAUGGAUUUCCAGUUCCAUACCCGAGUUUGCAUGGAGCAGUCCGCUGGCGCAAUCUAGCUCGUCUGCGUAUCACGUAAAUAAUUUACUCUCUCCUGUGCUCUUCCACGAAGCGAUCGCGCAUAUUCCAGAGAACGCGAUAACAAUCGAAAUUGCACCACAUUGUUUGCUACAGGCAAUUUUACGGAGAUCGUUACCACCAACGGUGACAAAUAUCAGCCUUCAUAAACGGGAUCAUUCGAACAACCUGGUCUUUUUGUUGUCUAAUGUGGGUAAACUGUAUAAUGCUGGUGCCCAACCUAAUAUUUUCAAAUUAUAUCCGUCGAUAAGUUUUCCGGUCGGUCGAGGAACACCAAUGAUCGGGCCUCUAGUCAAAUGGGAUCAUACCACCGCGUGGGAUGUGGCUUCUUUCAAUCAGAUAUCGAACCUCUCGGGAGAGUGUAUCGUUAAGAUAGAUCUAUCGAAAGAAACGGACGCGUAUCUAGCUGGACAUCAGAUAGACGGACGAGUCCUUUUCCCAGCCACUGGCUAUAUUCUGUUAGUAUGGAAAACUUUGGCGAAACUGCGUGGCACCGAUUUUGAAAGAUUGCCGGUGGUAUUCAAGAACGUGCACUUUCAGCGAGCAAUUGUUAUGCCAAAAGAGGGAAUGAUGAAAUUCUCGAUAACCAUCUUCGAGGGAACGGGCGACUUUGAAAUCUGUGAAGCCGGUACAAUCGUCGUCAGUGGAAAUGUCCACGCGUCCAAGGCUAUCGAGAAAGAUCAACUGAAGCUGCCGCCACCACCAAUACCGCCUACCGACAACGAGAUUUUGCCAUUGAACGCCAAAGACAUUUAUAAGGAAUUGAAGUUGCGCGGGUACGAGUAUCGUGAUAUCUUUCAAGGAAUCAAAUCUUGCGAUAACUACGGCGUUGCUGGUCAAUUGUACUGGUUCAAUCAAUGGAUUCCGUACAUAGACACUAUGAUUCAGUUCAGCAUAAUGUCCACUAGCCAUAGACUAAUGUAUUUACCGACGCGUCUCCAAUACGCCGCGAUCGAUCCUAUUCUUCAUAAACGACUGGUGGAAGAAUUACCAGAAAAUGGUGGAUUACCGGUGUAUCACUAUAAGGACAUCGAUAUUGUUAAAUCGGGUGGUAUCGAGCUCAGAGGAUUAAAAUCUUCUUUGGCACCUCGACGACAGCAGACUCAAGCCGAUCCUAAAUAUGAACAAUACACUUUCGUGCCCUAUGAAAAUUCGCAAAAUCUAGUAAAGGAUCCAAAGAGAGGAAAAAUACACGCACUCACUGUUCUUUUGCAAAUUAUAUGUGAGAACACGAUGGCGUUAAAACUGAAAAUCAUGGAGAUUGCGGGCGAACGAGCUGCGGAAGCUCUUUUGGCGCCGCUUAUAUUUGACAUUUUUAAUGGUGAACUAGGCUCGCCUAUCAUUGAUUUACAAGUAAUCGCAGUUUCUGUCGACAAUUACAUAGAGAGUUUGAGUCAAAUGAACGUGAAUGCAAACGUCGUAACGCGAGACGUGAAGUCUGCACCUCUCGCUCAGGAUAUGCACCUCGUCAUAGCAGCGGAUAUUUUGUCGAAUCAGUCUGAUAUUAUUCUCAAAAAUUUGGUCGCUAGUUUAAAACCUGGUGGUUUCAUUCUUCUGCAGGAGACCGCUGUACAACUGGAUUUGAAGAUCGCGUUGAAGGAAACUAAUUUAACGUUGGCCGGAAAACAAAUCGAUCCGGUAGGAAAAACAUACUUGCUGCUAAAGAUACGGGAAGAAAGGAAAGAACCGAUGGUCAUACAAAUCACAGAGAACAAUCUCUCGUGGCUGGAGGAUGUAAAAACAGCAUUGAAGAAAUCUGAUAGCGAGGAUCAAGAAGUGCUCCUUGUAUCCCAGGGCGAAGAAACGCUUGGCUUAGUCGGACUUAUGACUUGCAUACGGCGCGAGACAGGUGGUGCACAUGCGCGCUAUGUCUUCAUCCAAGACACGGAAGCUCCCAAGUUUGGCUUAUCCGUACGGUUUUACGUAGAACAAUUAAACAAAGGAUUGAUGGCCAAUGUGCUAAAAGGAGGACAAUGGGGCAGUUAUCGACACGUACAAUUAGAUGUAACUUUUAAACAGAUACAUCAUGUUUAUGCAAAUACGUUGAGGAGAGGAGACCUUAGCAGCUUGAAGUGGAUCGAAGGCCCACUUAAUUAUUAUCGAAAAUUUCCUAAUAAGAAACUUUGCGACGUAUAUUAUUCUUCAUUAAACUUCAGGGACAUCAUGUUGGCGAGUGGUAAACUAUCACCAGACAUCUUGCCACGAAAUAUGGCUACGAAAGAGUCCGUAUUAGGAUUCGAAUUCUCUGGGAGAGACGCUGACGGUCGUCGCGUGAUGGGCAUAGUUGAAGCUAAAGGAUUAGCCACCACUGUGGUAGUGGAUAUUAAUUUUCUUUGGGAGGUACCCGACAAGUGGACCUUGGAACAAGCCGCAACGAUACCGGUUGCUUACGCGACUAGUUAUUAUGCUCUAUUUAUACGGGGUCGAUUAGAAGCAGGCGAAAGCGUAUUAAUCCACGCUGGUACAGGCGGCGUCGGUCAAGCAGCGAUUUCCAUUGCUUUGCAUGCUGGUUGUAAUGUUUUCACUACCGUGGGUACGCCAGAAAAAAAAGAAUAUCUCAAGAAAGUCUUCCCGCAGUUGAAUGACAGGCACAUUGGCAAUUCUCGAGAUACGAGUUUUGAACAGUUGAUAAGCGUCGAGACACAAGGACGUGGAGUCGACGUUGUACUGAAUUCACUGGCAGAAGAGAAACUGCAAGCCGGCAUUCGAUGCCUCGCGUAUGGUGGCCGUUUCAUUGAAAUCGGCAAGUAUGAUUUGUCGAAUGACAGCCGUAUAGGAAUGUCAAUGUUUUUGAAAAAUAUAUCUUUCCAUGGUGUUUUGUUGGAUAUAUUAUUCGGAGAAGAUGUUGACGAAAAAGAAAGCGCGAUAAAAAAAAUACUGGUAAAACUCGUUUCGGAGGGAAUCGAGAAUGGCGCAGUACGUCCGCUCGACUCAACUGUCUUUUCAGAACAACAGCUUGAGCAGGGAUUCAGAUUUAUGGCGACGGGCAAUCACAUUGGCAAAGUGCUACUGAAAAUCCGUGAUGAGGAACCGAAGAAGCGCGUACCAAUGCCGAAGACAAUAGCCGCGAUUCGGCGUACUUACUUAAAUCCGGAAAAAUCAUACGUCUUGGUCGGCGGUCUCGGUGGAUUCGGUCUAGAACUGGCCGAUUGGAUGAUCAGCCGCGGCGCCAAAUUCAUCGUUCUCGUAUCGCGCUCAGGCAUACGCACCGGUUAUCAAGCAUUACAUGUGCGUCGCUGGCGCGAAAACGGCGUAAAAAUCGUUAUUUUCACGGAAAAUGUUACGAUAUUAUCCGGUGCCAAACGCUUGAUCCAAGAAAGCAAUCAGUUGGCUCCUGUUGGCGGCAUAUUUAAUUUGGCAGCCGUCCUACGUGACGCUCUCAUCGAAAACCUGGAAGAAGCCGAUUUCAAAACGAUUAUAUUACCAAAAAUCAAUAUUACAAGAAAUUUAGACGCGGUAUCGAGAAAGUUCUGCCUAUCGCUAGAUUAUUUUGUGGUAUUUUCGUCUCUAUCGAGUGGUCGCGGUAAUAUGGGUCAAACCAACUACGGUUUCGCAAACUCGGCCAUGGAGAGAAUGAUGGAAAAGAGGCAGGCUAAUGGCUUACCUGGUCUCGCCAUCCAAUGGGGUGCCAUCGGAGACGUUGGCUUAAUCAUGGAAAUGAUGGGAGGUAACGACGUCGAGGUGAGCGGUAGUAUACCGCAACAAAUAUCGAGUUGUCUCGCAACGAUGGAUAUAUUCCUUCAACAACCGCAUCCGGUGCUGGCUUCUUCGGUAUUAGCUAAAAAAUAUAAAUCCGACAAUGGCAACAAGACCAAUCUUAUCGCAAUCGUUACCAAUAUCUUAGGCAUUAAAGAUGUUGAUUCGAUUAAUCCCAAUAAUACCUUGGCCGACUUGGGUAUGGAUUCGUUAAUGGGCACGGAGAUAAAACAGAUUCUUGAAAGAAAUUACGAUAUCGCAUUAUCGGCGCAAAAGAUUCGUGCCUUAACCAUCGGUACAUUGCAAGAAUUAUCUAAUUGAUAGCAAUAGUUUAGAGUAGUGAUAUGCAGCAUCUUGUAAACUGAAAGCUAUUUUUAGAAAUAAGCAAAGUUUUGAGGGUCGCAUAAACACACGCGAGCGCGCACACA
Solenopsis invicta (red fire ant) is the source of this 7150-nucleotide messenger RNA. RefSeq names its product fatty acid synthase-like. Gene Ontology annotation, molecular function: oxidoreductase activity; fatty acid synthase activity; phosphopantetheine binding. The coding region runs from base 729 to 7043 and encodes 2104 amino acids. The record is from RefSeq and is a predicted model, not a curated record. Gene Ontology annotation, biological process: fatty acid biosynthetic process. The transcript has 8 exons. NCBI's taxonomy places the organism in Eukaryota, Metazoa, Arthropoda, Insecta, Hymenoptera, Formicidae.